This is a messenger RNA of Triticum aestivum (bread wheat), 3340 nucleotides long. RefSeq names its product putative disease resistance protein RGA3. Bases 196 to 1458 code for a protein of 420 amino acids. Lineage: Eukaryota; Viridiplantae; Streptophyta; Magnoliopsida; Poales; Poaceae. The transcript has 3 exons. Gene Ontology annotation, molecular function: ADP binding. The record is from RefSeq and is a predicted model, not a curated record.
GUCGAGUAGGGUUGACCCAACGCUUGCUUGAGGUUAUCCCCCACUUGCUUUCGUUCUCAUGUCACCAACCGCAGCAUCCCAUAGGAGCCUUUAGCGAGACAGCUCCACGGGAGGUACCUCUGCCCUUUCACCGAUUUGAUCUGCUCGACUGUGGGUGUUGCUGAGUUUCUUCUUCUUCCUCUGAUCCGCAAGAUCAUGGCCGAAUCACUGCUUCUCCCUUUGGUGCGCGGUGUGGUCGGCAAGGCCACGGACGCGCUCGUCCAGACCAUGCCCCGCAUGUGUGGCCUCGAUGACGACCGCGAAACGCUCAAGCGCCAUCUGCUAGCCGUGGAGUGCAUGCUGGCCGAUGCUGAGGAAAGGAGCCAGACAAAUGCCUACCUCAAGAGCUGGAUGGAGAAGCUCAAGGCCGUUGCCUACGAGGCCGACGACGUCCUCGACGACUUCCAGUACGAGGCGUUGCGCCGUGAAGCCCAGAUCGGCAAGUCCACUUCCCGUAAGAUACUAGGCUACGUCACACGCCACAGCCCGCUCCUCUUCCGUUUUUCCAUGAGCAGGAAACUCGAGGGUGUCCUCGAUAAGAUCAAGGAGCUGGUUGUGGAGAUGAACAUGUUUCGCCUUGAGGAUUCAGUGAAUCGGGAGGAACGGCAACGUCCUCGGAAGCAGACGCACUCCGGACUGGAUGAGUCUGCCGAGAUCUUUCGAAGAGGUGUUGACAAGGAGGGGGUGGUGAAGUUGCUGCUAGAUCAGCCAGAUCAGCGGAAGGUACAGGUGCUACCCAUCUUUGGUAUGGGAGGUCUUGGCAAGACAACUCUUGCGAAGAUGGUGUAUAAUGAUCAAGGGGUCCAACAACAUUUCCAGUUGAAGAUGUGGCAUUGCGUGUCAGACAAUUUUGGUGUUAUUGCUAUUGUGAAAUCCAUCAUUGAAUUGGUCACAAAUGAAAGAUGUGGCCUGCCUGACAGUGUCGAACUAUUGCGGCAGAAACUUGUUGAAGUCAUCAGCCAGAAAAGAUUUGUACUUGUUCUCGAUGAUGUAUGGAAUGAAGAGAAGAGUUUGUGGGAGGAUGAACUGAAACCACUGUUGUGUUCUAUUGGUGGACCAGAAAGUGUCAUAGUGGUCACAUGUCGAAGCAAGCAAGUGGCCUCUAUAAUGUCCACCCUUAAGCCCCAUGAGCUAGCAUUUCUGAGUGAAGAAGAUUCAUGGAAACUGUUUUCAAACAAAGCAUUUAGCAAUGGUGUAGAGGAGCUAACAGAGUUAGUCACAAUCGAAAGACAUAUUGUCAACGAAUGCAGCGGGCUGCCUCUUGCUUUGAAGACAAUGGGUGGUUUGCUGAGUUCAAAGCAACAGGUACAUGAAUGGAAAACCAUCGCAAAAACUAACAUUGGGGAUAAUGAGGUCAUGCCCAUACUAAAGUUAAGCUACAAACACUUAUCAUCUGAAAUGAUAAUGAGGUCAACUUAAGAAGAAUAAAGAGUGUAAAGCAUGCAAAAGAAGCCAAUCUCCAGCAGAAGCAAAAUCUGAGUGAGUUGUUGUUCUCUUGGGGCCUUACAAAAUACGACGAACCCAAAAAUGAGGCAUGUAAUGAGGAAGAAGUGUUUCGGCAUCUAGAACCUCAUAACAAGAUCCAAUUUUUUGAGUUGUAUGGAUAUGGUGGCCCAGAAAUACCACGAUGGAUGAGAGACCCUCAGAUGUUUCAGUGCUUACGAAAACUCAUAAUUUCCAAUUGGACAAGGUGUAAGAAUAUACCUGUAGUAUGGCUGUCACCCUCACUGGAGUACUUACACUUAAACAACAUGGAUAAACUGAAGACAUUGUGUGAUAACCUUUGCAUAGAAGGUGGAGGACGCAGUACCCCUCUACAAAUUUUCCCAAAGUUGAAGGUGAUGGUCUUGAAAGUGCUAUGUAGUCUAGAGGGAUGGGCAGAAAACAGUGCCGGGGUGGCCAUUGAUAGCUCAGUAAUAUUCCCGGCGCUUGAGAAGCUAAAAAUCUACACCUGCCCUAGGGUUGCAAGUUUUCCACUGAGCCCCGUUCUCAAAGACCUGACGUUAGCGGGAUAUUACCUGCAGGUGGAGUGUUUACGGGAUAUUCCAAGGUUGCCUACUUCCCUUGAAAUUUUGUCGAUUAAAUGCUUCGGAAGUUUGGUGGCGCUGCCGUCAAACCUUGGAGAACUGGCAAAGCUGAGCGAACUAUUGGUGAAUAGCUGCAAUAGCUUGAAAGGGUUGCCUGACGGGAUGGAUGGCCUCACUUCUCUUCAGAAAUUGGAGAUCGGUCAUUGUCCAGCGAUGGAGGAAGUCCCGAAUGGUCUCCUUCAGCGGUUACCGGCCCUUACAGGGCUGCCCCGAGUUGGAAAGACGAUGCAGAGAAGGUGGGGAGUAUUUCCACCACUUGGUCCCUAUCCGAUUUAAAUACAUCCCGGCGGAAUCAGAACUGGCAUCAGAUUCGGAAUCAGAAUUCAGAAAUGGAGGACCAGAAGCAGAAUCCAGCGAAAAGAGGUUUCUAAAAGAGCUCCUCCUCCCCUGUUGUGUUCACUCGAAGCCUGACUCUGAGUCUGACAAUAACUAAGGAGCAGCUUACUCUGAAAUCGUUUCAUCUUUGGUCUGGCCUUUUUUGGACAAGUAUCUGCCUAUUUUGGACAAGUAUCUGCCUUUUUUUAGGACAAGUGUGUCUCGUUGCUUACUGCUCUGUGCUCGUCCCACCAAUUAGCAAAAUUAGCAUAAAGAGGCGACCUAUUAUGCUUGAUUAGUUUUCUUAGCAAGACAACCAGAAGUAUGGUACCAGAGGCGACCCCUGGUUCGUGAGGCAAGGUUACAUCGACCCAACCUGCGAGCAGAGCUCGGUCCUGAAAAAUCUUUUAAUUGCAUCUGUCAUUCCACAAAAUGAAGGAAGCAUCCAUGAAAUGAAGGAAGCAAUGCUCGUCAAGCUAAGUCGGAACUCCAUCAUCACAUGUAAUAACCUGAACUAGAUCAUGCUGUGACCAUCCUCGCUCUCCCUACAUGUGUGCGUCGUCAGUGCAGGCAGAGAUAUGUCUUGAUCCAUUUUCUCUACCUGUAGUUGUCAGUAGGUAUUUUUAUUCGCCUACUAAUUUUGCAAAAUGUCCCUUGGCUCUGAAACCCAUGUCCGUGUGUGUGACAUGUGAGUGAGAGCGUUUGUGUUGGCAUAGCCUGUCCGUGUGUGUGUCGUUGGGCAUUGGCCCGGAUAGGAGGUGUGUAAACCUUGUCAAGUGUUUCGUCAUUCCUCUUCACGCAUAGCAUGCAGAUUGAGUGUCCUCGCGGGCAAAACUUGUGCUUAUUUGAGGAGGAGCAGUGAAACUGGCUGACAUUGAGAUACUUUGAAACUCUGGUAC